AUGUGGUGCAUGAUAGAAUUAAUUACAAUAACAGUUACUGCUUUCAUCGGUGAUAGUAUAGUAUCAUCCAGGGAUCAAUUAAAAAUUAUAAUUAAUGAUAUAAUAGUGGACUAUGCGUUGCCGAAAGAUGUUCGAAACGAAGCUAAGAUAUUAUUGAACGCAGUGGAAGCGUGGCCGUUACUACGAAGUGAUGCUAAAAUAUUUAUGCACGUUUUGGAGUGUUGGUCGUUAGAAAUUAAUAUUUUUCAUAUGAUUCAAUUUAACAAGAGAUUAUUGUUAAAAUUUAUUAGUGUGAGCACGACUUAUUUGAUUUUUUUAUUGCAAAUUUCGCAUUUGAUGUAG
Messenger RNA from Colias croceus (clouded yellow), 342 nucleotides. RefSeq lists its product as uncharacterized. The transcript has 2 exons. Lineage: Eukaryota; Metazoa; Arthropoda; Insecta; Lepidoptera; Pieridae. The record is from RefSeq and is a predicted model, not a curated record. The coding region runs from base 1 to 342 and encodes 113 amino acids.